GGAGCCGGGAGCCGGAGACCGCGCGCCCGCCGCACACUCGCGCCGCGCACGCGAUUCGCCGCUCCCCGCCGCCCCGUCGCCUGCGCUGCCGCACCAUGAGCGCCCCGAGGCAGGUGGUCAACUUCGGGCCCGGGCCUGCCAAGCUGCCUCGCUCGGUACUGUUAGAGAUACAAAAAGAAUUAUUAGACUACAAAGAAAUCGGAAUUAGUGUUCUUGAAAUGAGCCACAGAUCAUCAGAUUUUGCCAAGAUUAUUAACAACGCAGAGAAUCUUGUGCGGGAAUUGUUAGCCGUUCCAGACAACUACAAGGUGAUUUUUGUGCAAGGUGGUGGGUCUGGGCAGUUCAGUGCUGUCCCCUUAAACCUGAUUAGCCGGAAAGCAGGAAGGUGUGCCGACUAUGUGGUGACAGGAUCUUGGUCAGCUAAGGCCGCUGAAGAAGCCAAGAAGUUUGGGACUGUGAAUGUCGUCCACCCUAAACUUGGGAGUUACACGAAAAUUCCAGAUCCAAGCACCUGGAACCUCAGCCCGGAUGCCUCCUAUGUGUAUUACUGCGCCAACGAGACCGUGCAUGGAGUGGAGUUUGACUUUAUCCCUGACGUCAAGGGAGCAGUGCUGGUUUGCGACAUGUCCUCAAACUUCCUGUCCAAGCCAGUGGAUGUUUCCAAGUUUGGUGUGAUUUUUGCUGGUGCCCAGAAGAAUGUGGGCUCUGCUGGGGUCACGAUUGUGAUCAUCCGUGACGACCUGCUGGGGUUCGCCCUCAGAGAGUGCCCCUCGGUCCUGGAAUACAAAGUGCAGGCUGGAAACAGCUCCUUGUACAACACACCGCCGUGCUUCAGCAUCUAUGUCAUGGGCCUGGUCCUGGAGUGGAUUAAGAACAAUGGUGGUGCAGCAGCCAUGGAGAAGCUCAGCUCCAUCAAAUCGCAAAUGAUCUAUGAUAUUAUUGAUAAUUCUCAAGGAUUCUACGUAUGUCCAGUGGAGACCAAGAACAGGAGCAAGAUGAAUAUUCCAUUCCGCAUUGGCAAUGCCAAAGGAGAUGAUGCUUUAGAAAAAAGAUUUCUUGAUAAAGCUCUCGAACUCAAUAUGAUUUCCUUAAAGGGGCAUAGGUCUGUGGGAGGCAUCCGGGCCUCUCUGUAUAAUGCUGUCACGAUUGAGGAUGUUCAGAAGUUGGCAGCCUUCAUGAAGAACUUUUUGGAGAUGCAUCAGCUGUGAAUACAUCUUAAUCAACAUAUGCUCUCCCCUUGAACAGUGUACAAAAUUGGAAGUCACUUGGGGAUGGCAAUAGAAACUUAGAAAACAUGAUAUUUUUCUCGAGCAAAUAUGCUUCUUAGGGACCUCGUUUUUCAAAGAACAACAGCACAACAUCCACAUUUCUGCAAAGCUGGUUGGUCUUAAUGGCCCCCACCUUCAUUCUGACUUGAACUGGAAGUGUUUUUUAUUUAAAAUCUUCCUUUAGCUUUUCUAGUGAAUUCCAGCUAAUUUUGUCUUUGCUGCUACUUUUUCUAGCUAAAUCUCAGUAUUCACACUUGCCUGUGGACUUAAUAAUGCAACUUGAAGUUACUUAUUUCUGGGAGACACACACACACACACACACACACAUACACAGAGCAUAGAGGUUGGGUGGGGACCUCUAGGUGCUGAAUCUUGAUCCUUUACAAAAUGACACGAUGGGGUCUCCUGGGUUUUGCAAGCUGUUAAUUCAGGACCAUACUCACUGUGUGGUGAGUGUUGAGGGAUUCCAGGCUAAAGGGCAAACUUGGAAAUGUUUCUUUCUCCUGUUACUCUUCUAAAGAGAUAAAAGUGGCAUACUGUGUGUUCAUAUAGCAAGGUCUGUUUUUAAUACCAAAUACUAUGUAGCCUGUUUCUACUAAUAUGAUUCUUGGUGACGCAUAUGUAGAGACUUAGAGAAUUUGUUAGAAUCCUUGUCGUGUAUUAGGCGUUAACGCUUGCAAUGGUGUGUCCCUCCCCUCCCCCUUUUGUCUUCAAAAAAAUUACUUUGCAAGAUUUUGAAAUUUCCCUGAUUCCCUUUGAUGUUCCUUUUAGUGGGUAGAAGAGAAGGUUGGUUGGUUGCUUUGUUCUUUAUUUUUCAGUGAGGCUAUUAAAUUAAAAUUCUCUGUUAAACUCCCUUCUUGUUGGUUUCACUUGACAGUUCUCUUUAUAGCAUUUGACCAGUGAUGCUGUGAAGUUCUGGAAGAUCUUUGUGGAAGAGUUUUUCUCCUAUUGUUUAUUCAUUGUCAGUUAUUUUCUCUUGACUAUGUGGAGGACAUUUAAGUCCUAAAACAUGUAAACCUUUGUCAAUAAAUUUCUUUACCUGCUAUUUA
Canis lupus familiaris (dog) is the source of this 2317-nucleotide messenger RNA. RefSeq names its product phosphoserine aminotransferase 1 (gene PSAT1). The record is from RefSeq and is a predicted model, not a curated record. Gene Ontology annotation, biological process: L-serine biosynthetic process. The coding region runs from base 96 to 1208 and encodes 370 amino acids. NCBI's taxonomy places the organism in Eukaryota, Metazoa, Chordata, Mammalia, Carnivora, Canidae. Gene Ontology annotation, cellular component: cytoplasm. The transcript has 9 exons. Gene Ontology annotation, molecular function: pyridoxal phosphate binding; O-phospho-L-serine:2-oxoglutarate transaminase activity.